UCUGAAAGGCAUCACACUACCAGCAUAGCAUUGGAUUUAUGCAGGAAUUAAAAUGGACUUGUGAGACUUCAAAAAUGGAGGGCCAUAUUUUCUCAAGGGCAGAGAGUUGAGGUAAGAGAUGUUCCACAGGUUAAAGGGCUACUGCUGAACAUCUUAACUAGCUCUGGCUUGUACAGAUGGAAACGGACUUUGUGCGGAAUAGAGUUGCAUGGCAGUAUUAGGUGUUGGCUCCAACAUGCCUCUGAACCGGGUCAAUACCGUAGAUACGGCACAUUCAGUGGAGUACUCUGUGGACUACUCUGUGGAGGUGCAGAGCGAUCCUGUUAGCAGAGCCAGGUGUGUGCCGUCCUGCUGCCAGUGCCUCCUACGAACAGUGGGCCACAGGUUCACACCAGAAUCACUGGAGCGCCUGUACCAAAACUACUUCCGCCGGCAGAGACAAGAGAACCUUCUGGUGCUGGUGAUGUUCGCCGUCCUUUACAACACCUUCAUCAUCAUUAUGUGCGCAGUGGUGUACACUGACGACAAACUGGCCAUGGUAGUGGUAGCAGCGGUGGCGCUUGCAGCCGACGUUACUCUGCUCGCCCUCUGCUGGAUGAGGAAACUGCCUACAUCAACGGUGUCACGCGGGGCCGUGCCUUACAUCCUGUGGCUGAUGGUCACCAUCCAUGUUUUGUGUUACACGGGUCUCAACUACGAGCUUCAUCACCAUGCCAGUGACUCUGUGGGCUGGCAGGCCUUCUUUAGUUUCUCCACUUUCCUGACGCUGCCGCUCAACCUGGUUCCCCUGCUCCUGCUGUCAGCUCUCUCCUCUGGGAUCCACAUCCUGGUUCUGGGUCUGACUGUGGCCCAGGGAGACGACUAUGUGGACGGACCCACACUGGUCAGACAGCUGUUAGCCAACAUGAUGCUGUACAUGUGCGCAGCAACAGUGGGCGUCAUGUCCUUCUACAUGGCAGACACCAAGUACAGGACAGCUUUUUUGGAGGCACGCCAGUCUCUGGAGGUCAAGCUCACACUGGAGGAUCAGAGCACCCAGCAGGAAGAACUUCUCCUCUCCAUCCUGCCCAAGCACAUCGCCGAUGAGAUGCUCCAGGGCAUGAAGAACCAGGCCAACCAGAGCGAGGUCCAGCGGCAGCAGCAGUUCAACACCAUGUACAUGUACCGCCACGAACACGUCAGUAUCCUGUUUGCAGAUAUUGUGGGCUUCACUCAGUUGUCAUCGACCUGUAGCGCACAGGAACUUGUGAAGCUGCUGAACGAGCUCUUUGCUCGCUUCGAUAAACUGGCGGAGCGACAUCACCAGCUACGAAUCAAAAUCCUGGGCGACUGCUACUACUGCAUCUGUGGUCUUCCAGACUUCAGGGAAGACCACGCCGCCUGCUCCAUCAUGAUGGGCCUCUCCAUGGUGGAGGCCAUCUCGUAUGUGCGAGAGAAGACAAAAACAGACGUGGACAUGCGAGUGGGUGUCCACACAGGAACCGUGCUUGGAGGAGUUUUGGGCCAAAAACGCUGGCAGUUCGACGUUUGGUCCACAGAUGUCACUGUAGCCAAUAAAAUGGAAUCUGGUGGAAUCCCUGGGAGAGUGCACAUAUCCCAGAGCACCAUGGAAAGUUUGCGUGGGGAGUUUGAGCUGGAGCCUGGGAACGGUGGCGAACGGUGCGAGUACCUGCUGGAGAAGGGCAUUGAUACCUACUUGGUUCGGGUGCCGGAGCAGAAAGUGAAGGAAGUUAAUGGCACCACGCUGCCAAAGAGAAGAUCUAACCAGCAGAUCAACACAACAGUGUCAAAUGGAAAUUCAUUUGAAGAGAGGAGCAGGAUCGCCGAGGAGCAACAUGUAAACAGACGGCUGCAGCGGGAACUUCUUGAAAGAGAAACAAAGCAAAUAAUGAAGGAUCAUGAGAUAAACCCCAUAUCUUUGCGUUUCGUGGAUGUGAAGUUGGAAGAGCACUACUCCUCAGAGAAGGAGAAGCGGAGUGGAGCGGCCUUCUGCUGCUGUGCCAUUGUGCUCUUCUUCAUCUCGGCCAUGGAGGUGUUCAUUGAUCCACUACUGGUCGUCAACUAUGUGACUCUGGUGAUCGGAGAGUUUCUGCUGUUGAUCCUCACCGUCUGCUCUCUGGCGGCCAUCUUCCCUCGGAGAUUUUCCAGACGUUUGGUGUCUUUCUCGAUGUGGAUUGAUCGCACGCGCUGGGCGAGGAACACCUGGGCCAUGGCUGCCAUAUUUGUUCUCACAAUGGCUGUGAUCGCAGACAUGCUGAGCUGCGUUCCACCAUCUCCUCCGCGCUUCAGCAACACAUCUGCUCUCUCACUGAUGCCACUGAAUGAAUGUGCUGAAAAUCCCAAACACUACAGCUUCAUGGCCGUGAUGUCACUCAUCGCCACUGCCAUGCUGAUCCAAGUCAGCCACCUGAUUAAACUGGGCCUGAUGGUGCUGGUCGUCACAGCGACCGGCGCCGUUAACAUCUACAGCUGGCGGCACAUCUACGACCAGUACGACAUGCUGCUGUACUCAAGCUACAGAUAUUCUACUGUACCGUCCAAGUACCUCGUGACCAUGAUGGUAAUCGUCAUGCUGAUCUGCUUCUACAUCUUUGCCCGCCAUCUGGAGCGACAGUCGAGGAAGCUGUUCCUCUGGAAGAUCGCAAUAAACGACCAGAAGGAGCGAGUGUUUGAGAUGAGGCGCUGGAAUGAAGCGCUGGUCACAAACAUGUUGCCAGAGCAUGUGGCCAAACACUUCCUGGGAGCUAAAAAGAGAGAUGAGGAGCUGUACAGCCAGUCCUAUGAUGAAAUAGGGGUGAUGUUCGCCUCCAUCCCCAACUUUUCUGAUUUCUACACUGAAGAAGGCAUCAACAACGGAGGCAUUGAAUGUCUUCGGAUUCUCAAUGAGAUUAUCUCUGAUUUUGACAGCUUAUUAGACAGAGACGAGUUCAGAUGCAUCACCAAGAUAAAGACGAUUGGCAGCACCUACAUGGCCGCAUCAGGCCUGACCCCAGAGAGCAGCACUAAUGGAUACAGCAGCCGCAAGCCAGAAGAGCAGUCGUUCAUGGAGCGAUGGCAGCACCUUGCUGACCUGGCAGAUUUUGCUCUGGCCAUGAAAGUGACCCUCAACAACCUUAACAAACAGUCUUUCAACAACUUCAUGCUCCGGAUCGGUAUUAAUAAAGGUGCAGUUCUUGCCGGUGUGAUCGGAGCUCGUAAACCUCACUAUGAUAUUUGGGGCAACACGGUCAAUGUUGCCAGUCGAAUGGAGUCCACUGGAGUGAUGGGCAACAUCCAGGUGGUGGAAAACUGCUACGUCAUCCUGAAGGAGUACGGUUUCCGUUUUGUUCGCAGGGGACCGAUCUACGUCAAAGGCAAAGGGGAGCUGUUGACUUACUUCAUGAAGGGGAAGGACAAGCCAGGAAGCAAAACCUGUGAUCCAUUAGCCACUGCCCUGCCACACCAAGUUGUGGUGGUCUCCUGAUAAUAUCACAAACAACAAAUGAACUGUAUUUCAGACACUCUGUAGAAAGACAAUACACUACACACAACUGUCACUGUUCAAGAAUUAGUCAACAACACGGGUCAAAGUGCAGUGCAAGAACUUCAUAUGUUUGUAAAUAAAGCUAUCUUAU
This is a messenger RNA of Synchiropus splendidus (mandarinfish), 3614 nucleotides long. Its product is annotated as adenylate cyclase type 3-like. The record is from RefSeq and is a predicted model, not a curated record. The transcript is spliced from 20 exons. Bases 209 to 3463 code for a protein of 1084 amino acids. Gene Ontology annotation, cellular component: plasma membrane. Gene Ontology annotation, biological process: adenylate cyclase-activating G protein-coupled receptor signaling pathway; intracellular signal transduction; cAMP biosynthetic process. Gene Ontology annotation, molecular function: adenylate cyclase activity. Lineage: Eukaryota; Metazoa; Chordata; Actinopteri; Syngnathiformes; Callionymidae.